GGGUCUUUAAAACCCUCGCUUAACUCUCUCUAUGUCUGCCUUUUAGAUUAAUACUUUUGCUGUCGUUUUCAGUUAUGGCAUCGGCUGUUUUGGCUAGUCGGAACGAGCCGUGUUGGGGUGAAAGAAAGGUUUAUAUGAGAAAAUAUCCGAACUCGGUAAACACAACAACCUCUGCAAAGAAUAGAAAUAGUAAUGUCAACGGCAAGUCUCUUUUAACUUCUCAGUCAAACCCUAAUCCGGCUCCGAGUCAUCCUUCCAACAAACAGAUCCCGGCCCAUGAUCCGUCGACUGACAUCCACGUCAAGGAGAUUUCUUCGCUGUCUCCGCCCGGUGGCUUUCCAGCAAAGGAGAUGUCACGUGCAGGUCGUGUGACGUUCAAUCUUGCUGCCUACACGAGGCUAGAGCUAAAGGAGUUGAAGGAGCGCCUGCUCUCGGAACUCGAACAGGUGCGGAUCCUCAUAACCCGGGCCGAGAACCUUAAAUUCCAGUCGGUUCAACCCGUUUUUCUGCCUGACCCGCAAAAGCUGAACCCUAGCCCUAACUGUACGCCUAAGGGACACAAGGAAUGUGCGGGGGCUAAACGGGCCAACCCGUUUAGAAAAUCGGGUCAAAAGCGGAAGCAGAAAAAAAGGCCUACGGCGGUUUCGUUAAUGCGGAGUUGUAGUCAGAUAUUGACGAAGAUGAUGAAGCACAAGCACGGUUGGGUGUUCAACGAGCCAGUCGAUGUCGUUUCAUUAAGUCUCCACGAUUACCACGACAUAAUCAAGAACCCGAUGGAUCUUGGCACCGUUAAGCUUAACCUCGAAAGGAAACUGUACGGCACCGUGUUAGAUUUCGCCGCAGACGUAAGACUGACAUUCAACAAUGCGUUGAAGUACAAUCCCCAAGGCCACGACGUUCAUGUGAUGGCCGAGACUUUGUUGGGGAAAUUCGAGAGAAUGUUCAAGCCGGUGGUGCGAAAAUUCGGAGAAAUACCCGUUACAGUGAAGAAGAAAGAGAUGAGUUUUGAAGAGAAGGCGGUGUUGGGGAAGAGUUUGGAGGAGCUGCCGCCAGAGAAGAUGGGCGAGGUGCUGAGUAUAUUGAAGAAGAGGAAUGGUAAUGGUGACGUGUCUGCAGAAGGGGAUGAAAUCGAGCUCGAUAUUGACGUGAUUGAUAAUGAAACGCUAUGGGAACUUGAUCGGUUUGUAAAACAAGUGGCGGAUUUGAAAAAAUUGAAAAGUGAGGUAGUAGAAGUUAAAGAAGUGCAGAAGGUUGGAGUUGGAGAGGAAGAGGUGGACAUUGGAGAGGAGAUUCAAGUUGGAAACUUUCCAUCUGUGGAGAUUGAGAGAGAUGUUUCUAGUUCAAGCAGCGAGUCGUCUUCCUCCUCCUCUGGCGAAUCCGGGAGUUCCUCUGAUGAUGACGAUGAUGAUGAAGAUGGUGUGAAAUCAGCAGUCUCUGAUGCAAAAGAUGCGGCCAUGGCCAUGGCCAUGGGAGUUGAAACCUGAUGUGGUCAGGUGAAGAUAUGUUUUGGUAGAUCCAUUUUGUAAUAGUUGUAAAAACAGUGAUUGACUGCUAGAAGUAGAAGUAGUAGGUAAAUAGACAGGAGUUGAGAGUAGGAUUUGUUUUGUGUAGUUGAAAUUGACUGAAAAAUUAGAAGGAAAGAAGUAAUUGAUGGAUGGAAUGAAAUGGGUUUGGCAUAGAUUUUUGUACACGGUCACCAGAUGAAUUUCAGUGUAGAAUAAUGGAAUGGAAUCAGAAGAAAGAAAAUUGGAAUUCCCCCAUUUCUGUUGAGAAUGAUUACACAGUAUCUGAUUUAACUCUAGUUCUACCAUUUCUCAUGAGACAGUGCCAGUGGCGACCUGUCAUCUAUUUACCUUUUUCCAUGCUUUAACCGUUCAAAAGCUUUUACUUUU
Pistacia vera is the source of this 1892-nucleotide messenger RNA. RefSeq names its product transcription factor GTE7-like. NCBI's taxonomy places the organism in Eukaryota, Viridiplantae, Streptophyta, Magnoliopsida, Sapindales, Anacardiaceae. Gene Ontology annotation, molecular function: protein binding. Bases 75 to 1484 code for a protein of 469 amino acids. The record is from RefSeq and is a predicted model, not a curated record. The transcript has 2 exons.